Molecule: messenger RNA, 750 nt
Organism: Balaenoptera acutorostrata (minke whale)
Lineage: Eukaryota; Metazoa; Chordata; Mammalia; Artiodactyla; Balaenopteridae
Product: proteolipid protein 2
Exons: 1
Coding region: 34-492 (152 amino acids)
Cellular component (GO): membrane
Source: RefSeq, a predicted model, not a curated record
UCCUCCGCGCCUCUCAGGACUCCGGUCCACGCCAUGGCGGAUUCCGAGCGCCUCUCGGCCCCUGGCUGCUGGGCCGCCUGCUCCAACUUCUCACGCACCCGACAGGGAAUUCUCCUGUUUGCUGAAAUUAUACUGUGCCUGGUGAUUCUGAUCUGCUUUGAUGCCUCGACAUCAGGAUACUCCUCCUUGUCAGUGAUAGAAAUGAUCUUUGCUACUCUCUUCUUUGUUGUCUACAUGUGUGACCUGCACACCAAGAUACAGAUCAUCAACUGGCCUUGGAGUGAUUUCUUCCGAACCCUCGUAGCGGUCAUCCUCUACCUGAUCACCUCCAUUGGUGUGCUUGUUGAGAGAGGAAACCACUCCAAAAUCGUCGCAGGGGUACUGGGCCUAAUCCCUGCAUGCCUCUUUGGCUAUGAUGCCUACAUUACCUUCCCCUUGCAGCAGCAAAGACAUACAGCAGCCCCUACUGACCCUGCAGAUGGCCCAAUGUAGGUGAACUCCCUUCAUUUCUCUCAGCAACCUGCAAAUAACACCGCCAUCGAAGUAAUUCCUCCCAGCUCACAACUGAGGUAAAAGUGCCUUUAUCGAGAAAAAUUGUCUUCCAGACUGCCAAUCAACUCCUCUGGGUAUGGCCACCUUUAUGGGUGUGCCUAGGUUCCCCUUCCUUCUGCAGUAUCCAAACGGAGACACCAGUUCUGCCUCGACAAUGCCCCCACCUAAGCCACAAAAUGACGGAAGAGGGUGCCUCAG